AUAUCUUCCUCGAUGGCACCCUGUCACACGCCGUUCAUCGCCAUUCGAUAGCCUGCAGGCAGAGUCCUACGGCGGACAGACUCGUUUUACCUCAACUUGUCGGAGAUACACCUUUGAUCGACCAGACAUUCAUCGCCCUUGCACUGAGCUGCCGCACAGCUCCCAUCUCACAUGUCACGAUCGGCUUUUCCCGCCGCACCCUCCCCCACGCCUGUCCCUCUUCCCUCAUCAUCUUCUCCGAAUCCACGACCCGCCGCGCAAUCGCCAUCAGGAGUAUCCUACGAGUCCAUCUCGCCCUCUGAUCGAUCAGUCUUUGAACGCAAAGUCCGACGGUAUGAGGAUUGGACAACGGAUGUCACUCGCCAAGGUGGUCUUCGACCAAGCGAAAGCUCAUACGGACGUUUCGCAGGCGUAGGCAGUGCAAGCUGGUCGAGCUUGCCUACAGUCAAAGCGCUUAGCCGGGAUGGUACAGAACCUUCCACCAUUGUGCACCAGCGUAACAGGGCAAAUGAGGCAUUGAGGAAUCCGCACGGACAUGAUCGAUCGCUAGUAGAUGAUAUUGGUGUAGGCUCUCCAGGAUUAGGAGGCCACCAACCAAUGCGAAAGCCCAAGGUGCACCAAGCAGGACUCAGCGCCGAGCCCGAUUCUCGACCGACGGAGAAUCACCACUCAGCCCCGCGCCAGCCCUCCCGAGCAACGAUGAGACAGCAUCUUCCAACUCCAUACCUCGCUAAGGCCCCGUCACCUCCCCGAAGAGACCAGGUCCCUGAUGUUUUGAACGCUUAUCAGCCUGGAGAAACUCACACCCAUCUUAGAAUCCCUUCAGCAUCGCCUGGUGACCAUCGCUCGUCAGGACAUUCGUCCCGUUCAGCCUAUCGCGAGCGAGAAGCAUAUAUCUCCUCUGCCCUUCAUCUUCCGAUUGAGAUGCUCUCUGAGACCCAGCCAGGGGCUCAUUCCUGGAAGGGUCCCAAGGAAACCGUCAAGCGAUGGACGAGUCUGAUUCGGAAGACCUCACUGCGGAAUGAAGGGCAAACAACGAACCGACCAAAGCGAAUUCUCUCUGGUCCUGAAGCCUUCCGACCGAUAGAUCGGAACAAUGGGAAGAGUGCAGCGCGAGAGUUAUCUCGGCGCGCAGAAAUUGCAUCCAGUAAGGCUCUGGGCCGCAGUCAGACCAUUCCUGCUACCCUUGCCCGGGACAAACCGAAUAUCGACGAGGCGAAGCAAUCAUCGACAUCUCUACCAGCUCGGAACAAGUCAUCACUGAUGUCGCGAGACUCACCCCGGAAGGCUGUGCCGGCAUUGUUCCCAGAGGUCAGAAUUGGGGAAUCACCUACCUCUCAAAAUCCAGAUCGUACUCCAGGCAACGCUGGAAGAAUGAAUGAGGGCAUACCUGACCAUGGACAGCUUGAGGAGCAUCCCAAACUACCGAGAGAUCCCACUCAGCGACACCUGGCCGUUCCGGGCGUUACCACAUCUGUGCGAGCGCUGGGCAGCGCAAAGUCCGGUCAAUCGACUCGCUCAAGUUCGCGGCUGAAUCGAGACCAGCUACACGCGUUGCAUGCGGAUGACCCAGCAUCGCAAGCCAACAGACUCCGACCCGAGCGAUUGCCUCCUCCCCUACCUGCUCCGGCCCUAUCUCGAUCCUUUUCAUCCACUGAUGGACUGACGAAGACUCUUGGACGACGGUUCCGCGACCCAUCCUUGACGAAUCUCACCGCGAGGUUCGAGCCCAAUAUGUAUCCUCUCCCUGACAGUGCGCCAACAGGAGACGAGAGAGCGCUCUCGCCGGUCAAAUCUACUCUCAGACAGCGCCUUGAUCGUGCAACAGUGCCGGACAGACGACGUCAAGAUAAGCCAUCCGACGAAGAAGCUCGACUUGAAUCAACGAGGCCAUUUAUAUCUGAAUCUGCAGCUCGUCAAACCCAGACUACCGCUCCGGUCACAGUCACUCCUGGCCUGAUGCACCUGCAACCGCAGAGUACCCUAGACUCCAGACUGCUCAGCGUGACUAGUCCACGUUCUCCGACGUCGAGAGGAUCCAGUCCAACCCCUCUAGAACACCGUCAAGAUGUCCAACACGUUCAGUUCUCCUCUCCAGCAAGGACCGCACACCGAAACGAUGCAGAGGAAGUGCAUUUCGAGGUCCCAUCGCGCACGAAUGGUCGACUUCGUGUUUCGGUCGCUUGGCUCAGAGAUCGCGAUGGUCAGCGAGAGAUCGCCACCGACAAUGAUACAGAAUCCUUGACACCACCAUCUCUGCCGCCCAAGGCAUCGGCCCAUGCUGCUGGAACGGCCAAACGGGAGGCGCCGAGAUCACCCAGUACACCGGUGCCUGUCUUUUCGCCUGGUCCUGAUUUUGCCACGGGAUACCCGACAUCAGCGCCUGGGUCACCCAUUCCACUAGGUCAGAACCACGGAUAUCCAUACUGGAACGACGGUCGAAUAGCACACUAUCCCCCCUCUAGAUUGCCGCAAACGUUUCCUUGGAAUCCCGUCCAAAUGCCUAUGACUUAUCCACAGCCUGGCCGAUUAUAUCCACAUUGGCUAUCAACUGGCCACAUCCCAUCUCACCCACAUCCGAGAGCACCGUCGCCUCCUCGACCGCCAAGCAUUGAUCCACCUUCCAGUCGCGGCUCGCCUGUAGCUCAUAAUGCUGAGCUCCCGCUCAGCUAUGGUGUCACAGGCCAGACUACCUUGUCGCCCGACCGAGCGUGGUAUCCUCCUCCUCCACUGCCGUCGCCGACUCAUCAGAAUAACAAUCUCUUGGCAAGUUUGUCCGGCAGGACCAGGUCGUCAAUGUUCGGAAAGUUGUUUCGGCGCGACCAGAGGCGAGAUCAAGAUACGAGCACGAUCAAUCGAUGGAGGAAGGGGGUUCCAUUGCAUUCACCUCCUCCCGCAGCUUCGACAACUUUUGGCGGUAGAGAUCCGGUUUCUGUGCGGGUUUACCCGCACCAGCUGGGCUAUCGUCAACCUGUUUCUCGACCUGCUUGGUGGAAUCGACCUUCAAAGACGGCUUGGACAAGUGAACGGCCCAAUCAGGUCGACCGUGAGUACGCCCAGGAUCGCGAUCGCGAAGGGAAACUUCAAAACAAGAUGAAGCGAGGAGACAAUAGGGGCAUCUGGGGCCUCUUCAGCGGGAGUAUCGACCGUAAUUAUCUUGAAAGAGACUCAGGAAGACAUCAUACUGCUUCGCGACGGGGUGGAGUUUCGCACGACAACACUGACGGUAGAGAGGGACCAUGCCUAGCUCCUAAUGGUUCUCAACAAGGACGCCGGCUAGGGAUGGCGCAGAGGUUUUCUGGCAGAUGGAAUGGAAACAUUGGUCGUCCGCAGAAUCAGCUGAACCAGACUACGUCUAGUGGUGAAGAUUAUAACCGGGAUCAAAGACUGCGGGUCAAGCAACGGCGCAGGGAGAAGAAGCGAGAGAGACGCGAAGCUAGGGAAAAGAGGCGAAAAGCUAGGGUUGAGGAUGGGCCUCGUAGGAUGAGAGGAGAUCGGGGAUUCUUUGGUGCUAGGACCAGAGAAGCCACUCCAGGCGGUCGACCACCUGCGCUUUUGUCCCGGCAAAAGUCCACUCUAGGCAGAGAGAGAAGAGAGGAAUUUGGUAGAGGCAGGGAGGAUACGCGUAUGGUGGGAGAUUGGAAACGGGCACUAAGCACGUUCUUGCCUCGGUCGCGGCGGGGGGCCGAACGACGACAUCAAGGCGAGGCUCGAUAAAGCUCGGUGCAGAGGUCGACAGGAAAUGCAUAUCAU
Messenger RNA from Kockovaella imperatae, 3753 nucleotides. RefSeq lists its product as hypothetical. The transcript has 2 exons. The record is from RefSeq and is a predicted model, not a curated record. Lineage: Eukaryota; Fungi; Basidiomycota; Tremellomycetes; Tremellales; Cuniculitremaceae. Bases 172 to 3717 code for a protein of 1181 amino acids.